AUGGACUACCUGCCCUCCUUAUCCUUCCUGCUCACUGCAGAGUCUAAAAAGUCAAGGUGGCCAUUUGCCAAAAGAGGAGGUAAAGACAAACAGAAGCAAGCAUCUGAUCUGGAAAAUUGUCUUUCAACUGUUAAGAUUAUAGACUGCUGUGCAUAUGAAUUUUUCUGCUUUAAGAAAGAUGCCAACAGCCAGUUAGAAGUUAAAAAAGAAGCAGCAGUGUGGGAAUUUUGAACAAGUGAAUGCACUUACUUUCUGGAUCAUUUGUUGAUUCUCAAGACGAUAUUUAUGAACAUUCUAAAAUACCUCUAGAGUAAUGAAUUUCUCUUGGAUGUGGAUUUGUGGAGACUUAUCGCAAACCCAGAGGAGUUAAACAAGUGGUGUGAACAAAAUGAACAGUGCAAGAGGUUGCAUCCGCCAGAGCUGCUGGUUGCUCCUCUGCAUCGGCUGAUGUGGUAUCCCCUYCUCCUCAACAACAUCUGGAAGAGAAGCACCGAUGAAACAGAGAAACGUUUUAUCCAGUCACUUAAAGAGAAGGUGGAAAAGUCUUUAAGGGAUCUGGAAGGUAAAGUCAAGUGGUUGGACAAUUUUCAGAACUUCAGGCAGCUGCAAGAGGUCAUAAUUUGGCCUCAAGUCUGGGAUCAUGACAAAAGGUUCUUUGUCCCAGAGUGUUUGAAGCAAAGCUUAAAAGAAAACAACAGUGAAAACAUUUUGUGUUCAGCAAACAGACUUCUCCUUCAUGAAGGGAGGCUGAUGCUAGCAGAAAGCACAAGACUCCUUGAUGUCUACCUCUUCUUAUUUGAUGAUUUCCUACUAAUUACCAAAAUUAAAUGCAACAAAAAGAAAUAUGGAGGCUCAGACAUCAGYGUAAUCCCUGUUUGUCCUUCUCUCACUCCUGAGCUGCAGUCCUUCACAAGAGAGGGUGGAUUUUGCACAGUCCUAGACCAGCCCAUCCCACUAGAUAGACUCAUACUGAAAAAUGUUAAACCCAUCCACAUUACAGUCUUCAGCCUGCGAAAUGCUUUUCUAAUACAGCAUGAGAAGAGGUAUCGGCAGUGCAUAGCAGUCUUCUUGAUACAAUUCUUUUUCUAA
Molecule: messenger RNA, 1089 nt
Organism: Malurus melanocephalus (red-backed fairy wren)
Lineage: Eukaryota; Metazoa; Chordata; Aves; Passeriformes; Maluridae
Gene: PLEKHG7
Product: pleckstrin homology and RhoGEF domain containing G7
Exons: 11
Biological process (GO): Rho protein signal transduction
Molecular function (GO): guanyl-nucleotide exchange factor activity
Source: RefSeq, a predicted model, not a curated record